Molecule: messenger RNA, 10248 nt
Organism: Stegastes partitus (bicolor damselfish)
Lineage: Eukaryota; Metazoa; Chordata; Actinopteri; Pomacentridae
Gene: dspb
Product: desmoplakin b
Exons: 26
Coding region: 91-9618 (3175 amino acids)
Biological process (GO): cell-cell adhesion; wound healing; intermediate filament cytoskeleton organization
Cellular component (GO): cytoskeleton; intermediate filament; cytoplasm
Molecular function (GO): structural molecule activity
Source: RefSeq, a predicted model, not a curated record
GGAAUUGGGGAAGGCAGGUGGUCGAAGACAGACCUGAGUGUUCUCCGGUGAGUUGAGCAGAGCGGCUGUGGCCGCCACGUCCCGGUCGGUAUGAGUAUGUACGGGUCCCAGCAGGGCCUGAACAUGGGCCGGAGGGCCGGCUCCAAGGGCGACCUGGCUGGCGGGGGGAACUACCAUUACGCACGAAGCGAGGUGGUGCACGGUGGCGGUAAUGGAUACGACCCCUACAUGGAAGGAUACAAAACCUACACUUUCACAAAGUCCACUGGAAUGGGGGGCGGCAUGGGAAGCGGCACGAUGAGCGGAGUGAUGAGCGGAGCGAUGAGCCAAAUGGCCAGCGGGAUGGAAGGAGGAACGAUGAGCAGAAUGAGUGGCUCUAACUUCGGUGCCAUCAACCAGAGAGCGGCGGCCCUGCAGAGCCAGUGCAACGAGUACCUGAAGAAAGCCGAAUAUGCCAUGCAGGCUGGUAGCGGAGAUUCAGAGUACUACAUGGGGAUGGCCAAAGAUGCCAUCGAGAAGCUGAAAUACUGUGCGAUGGACCUGAGACAAAUGGGACAGCCCAAUGAUAAUGUAGUUAGGAGUUUGGAAAUCUGUAAAGACCAGCUGAAGGGGGUCCACAUGGCCAUGACAAGCUCCAUGCAGAGGAGGAGAAGCACCAGAGGGAGCUCUGGAGGAUGGGAGGAACCUGGAAGGAGCUUCCAAGAUGCUAUGAGCUGGAUUGCACAGCACAAGCGUCUGAUUGAAACAGCUCCCUGGGGAGACGAUCCUGCAGCCAUCGAGCAGCAGCUCAUCAGCCACCAGAAGUUUCACGCCUCCAUCCAGAGGAGCCCUGAAGUGGACCGAGCCAGAGAUGACCUGGCUAAGAAAGGAGACAAAGGAAGUCUUCACGCUCUGGAACAGGAAUGGGACAGUCUACAGCAAAUGUCUUUUGGUCGGACCCAGCAGCUGCGAGACCUCCUGCAUCUCAUUCAGGAAAUAUCCAAAGAGAUUAUGUGGGUGAAUGACAGGGAGGAAGAGGAGCUGAUGUUUGACUGGGGGGACAAGAACAUUGACCAGUACAUCCCCAAGAAGCAGGAGAGCUACUCGAAACUGAUGAGUGCCCUGGAGGAUAAAGAGAUGGAACUGAAUAAACUGAAAACCAAAGUGGAUAACGUCCUGAAGAACAACCACCCGGCCGCAGACAAGAUUGAGGCUUACAAGGACACUUUGCAGACUCAGUGGAGUUGGCUACUUCAAAUUACAAAAUGCAUUGAUGUCCAUCUGAAGGAGAAUGGAGCUUACAGCCAGUUCUUCAAGGAAGCCAAUGAAACAUACAGUGCUCUGCAAAAGGAACAUGAGACGGUUCGCAAGAAGUUCACCUGUGACAAGAACACUUCUCUGGAGAACCUGCUGGACCUCCUCAGAGGCCUGGAGAGGGAAAAGGAGAAGAUUAUGGAAAACAAGAGGCAGGUGCAACACCUGGUCAACAAGUCAAGGAGCAUUGUGAGACUGAAACCCAGAAACCCUAUGGAGAAGAGCAACAACGUCAUCGUCAAGGCCCUGUGUGAUUUCAAACAAGACCAGAAAGUGAUCUGUAAAGACAACGAGGCCAUCCUGAAGGACAACAGCCAGCGCAGUAAGUGGCAGGUGACCGGACCAGGAGGACUGGAUAUGCUGGUGCCCUCUGUUUGCCUGAUUGUGCCACCUCCUAAUCCACUCAGCAUCAGCCUCGCCAGCAAGAACGAGCAGUACUAUGAGGCCAUCCUGUCAAUCUGGAACCAGCUGUACAUCAACGUUAAGAGUCUCGUCGCCUGGCAGUACUGUCUGCUGGAUAUCAAACGCAUCAACUCUCUUACCAUCACCAUGUUGGCCAGGAUGCGUCCUGAGGAGUACCGACAAAUUAUCAAGAGCCUUGAGACUCACUAUGAGGAGUUCAAACUGAGCAGCCACGGCUCCCAGAUGUUUGCUGAUGAGGACAAGAGGAGCAUUGAGAGCCAGUUUACUGGAGCGCAAAAUCACUACGACCAGCUGGUGGUGCAGCUGCCUACUUACAUUGCACAUCAAGAACAAAUAGGAAUCCAAGCAGUUGAGCAACCACGGCAACAUCAGCUGUUUAUAAUACAGCAGCAGCAUCAACAGGUUGCCGUUGAAGAAGAGACCAGGAGACUUGAAGAAGAAAGACAGAGAGUGGAGCUUAAAAAAAUGGUGGAAAGAAAAGCUGCUGCCGAGCAAGAGGCGAGGAGGCUUGAAGAAGAAAGACGGAGAGUGGAGCUUAAAAAAAUGGAGAAGAAAGUGGAAGUGAAGAAAGAGGUGGUGAAUAAAGAGCACGUGAUCAAGAAGGAUGUAGUGAAAGUGGUCAGGACGGAGCCGGUGAGGAGGAAGGUGUCCUCCUCCUCUGUGUCCUCAGUCUCCUCCUCGUCAUCUCACAGUCUGUCAGAGCUGCAUUCGCUCAGACUGAGGCUGGAGGCUGCCGAGAGCAUGUUGAGUCAGCACCUUCAUGUCUGUGUUGGCGAAGACGCCGUGCAUGACUGUGGCCUCAAAAUCGUUCAGUUAGAGACGGUGCAGCGUGAUGUAGAUGGGAUGCGUGACGAGUACCUAAGUUUGAGGGAGCGUAUUUUGAGGGAGCUGGAGGGCAUGACUGAUUCAGAUAAGGCGCAGUUCCUCCGCAGUGAGGUUGGAGUGAUCAACCAAAGACUGGGCAGUCUGGAAAGCAGCUCAUCAGCUUAUGUACAGAGGCUGCGGGCUCUAAGGGACAUGCUGGAGAGCGUGGCACGAGCUGAGGACAUUGUCAAAGUUCACGAAGCAAGACUGACCGAAAAAGAGACCACAUCUCUGUCUCCAAGGGAAGUGGAAGAAUAUACGUUGACCCUGAAGACUAUCAAAGCAGAGCUGGAUCAGAAGAAAGAUGUUCUGGCCUCUAUGGAGAAAGAGUUGUCCAAGGCAAGCCACUGGAACAGUCAGGUGGGAGAUCCCUUCCACAGGUGUGACAUGAUGCUAUCAAAAUACACUGAGCAGGUGGGCGUCCUGUCAGACCGCUGGAGACGAAUCCAGGGACAGAUCGACACCAGACUCCAGGAUUUGCAGUUGUAUCUGCCUCAGCUGCAGCACUACAAGCAAACCAGCUCCUCCCUUCUUGACUGGAUUGAUGACACAUCGAAAAGACAGAACGCUCUACAGUCUACCAAGAUAGAGAAUGUCCAAGCGCUUAAAGACCACAUUGCCAACCAGAAGGCUUUGAACACAGAAAUCAAGGCGAGGAGGGAGACAGUAGAGAGUGUGCUGAAGGACAAUGAGGAAUGUGUGAAUGCUAUCAAAGACUAUGAAACGGACCUCUCCUCGUACACAUCUGGUUUAGAAACUUUGCUCAAUGUCCCCUUAAAGAGGACAAUGCUGAAGUCUCCUUCAAUGGAUCUUAAUCAGGAGGCUAUACAACUGCAGACUCGUUACAUGGAACUGCUUACAAUGUCUGGUGACUACCACAAAUUCCUGGGCGAGUUGCUGAAAAACAUGGAGGAGCUGAAGAUUCGAAACACCCGCAUUGACCUGUUAGAAGAAGAACUUCGUCUCCUUAGGGAGGAUAUCCAAGACCGCAAUACCAGAAACAAAUCACUGGAGGACACUGUUGCUCGUUACCAGCUGGAGCUGUCUCAGUCGCAGGACCAGCUGCUGUCCAUGGAGGAGGUGAAGCGAAAUACGGCCCUCCAGUGCAAUGCCACCAAGGACAGCCUUGACAGUACUCAAAGCAAGCUGUCAGAGCUCAGUGAUCAGGUGGCACGUCUCCAGUACUUGCUGGACGAAGAAAAGAGGAAGAGGAAGCUAGCAGAGGAGCGCUAUAGUCAGCAGCAGGAGGAAUAUGAAUCGGUAUUGAAGAAAAGGCAGAACGAGCUGGAGACGGUCAGCUGGUCCAAGAUGGACAUCGAGAAGAGUGUGGCAAAUAAGGAUCACGAGAUUGAAAACCUGCGGCGGCAGCUGGAUGCUGAAGCUGCAAGGGUCAAGGAGCUACAGACAGAUAUAUCAAAGACAAGAGCCAUGAUGCAAUCCCUUCAGUCCCAGUACGAUGAUAUUGUGAAGGAGAGAGAUGCUCUGUUGCGGAAAUUGCAGUUGUCCGAAACGGACAGAGAUCACAUCCAAAGAUUAGAAGAGGAAAACAGUCGCCUUAAACUAUCACAAGAUUCUGAACUUCGCAAUAAGCAACGUCUACAGGAGGAGAACGAGAGGGUGAAGAGGGACUUAAGUUACUGGAAGGACCAAUGUGAUAGUAAACAGGGAAUGAUCAGGCAAUAUGACACAGACAAAGACAUACUGGAGAGGGAAAAGAAAUCUUUAAAAAGUGAGAUUGACCAGUUGAUGAGAGACCUCAAGGACGAUACAAAUAAAGGUAGGUUGUCAGCCAUCCCGAGAGAGAUGAAAGAGGUCAGUGUCAGACAAAUCAAGGAGACUGAGCUGAAGACAACUAGAGCACCCUUGGAAACUUCCACUGCAGUUUUUGAUGGAGUUCGCAAGCCAGUCACGGCAAGCCAGUUGCUUGACUGUGGUGUUUUGGACAAACCAACAUUUAGCCAGCUUAUGAAGGGACACAAGACUGUCCCUGCAGUAUCUGUUGACAAAAAAGUCAAUCUUAAAGGGACAGGCCCAAUAGCAGGGGUGGUAAUUGAAGGUCCAAAAAGCCCAGGGUCCAUGAUGAGACCACUUUGCAAAAUGACUUUCACAGAAGCUAAGAAAGAGAAUCUCGUCCCACCAGAUAGUGUUGACUUGCUACUAGAUGCUCAAGCUGCGACAGGCCACAUUAUUGACCCGAGAACUAAUCAGAAGUUGACAGUUGAAGAAGCAUGUAAUCAAGGUGUGGUUGAUGAUGAAGACAGAGAAAGGUUGCUUGCAGCAGAAGCUGCAGCUGUAGGAUAUAGUGGACCUGGCACAAGCAAACCUCUUUCAGUAUUCCAGGCCAUGGAGAAGGGGCUGAUUGACAAGACCACAACACUUCGUCUGUUACAAGCUCAGGAGUCUACGGGAGGCAUUCUAGAUCCCUUUCUCAGUGUUUUCCUUCCCAAGGACACAGCCAUUGAGCGUGAUCUAAUUGAUGAUACUGUAUGUCGUGCUUUGAGUAAGAGGCCUGAGCUGUACCUGGACCCAGAAAACGAAGAGGGUGUAACCUACAAUGCACUGAAGAGGAGAUGUAGGGUAGAUCCAGACACAGGACUCUUGCUUCUUCCCAUUCCUGAGAAGGUGGAACCCUCGAAACUUGUUUUUGAUGGUGUUCGGAAACCUGUCACAGCCAACCAGCUGCUUGAUUGUGGUGUCCUGGACAAACCAACAUUUAAAGAUCUAGAAAAGGGCAAGAAAACUGUUCCAGAGGUGUCUGUGGAUAAAAAAGUCAGUCUAAAGGGGACUGGACCCAUUGCUGGGGUUAUAGUUGAGAGUAAAGGCAAAAUGUCUUUCACACAAGCCAAGAAACAAAUGCUUCUGCCUGAUGAUAGUGCAGAUUUGCUUCUGGAAGCCCAAGCUGCUACAGGUCACAUCAUUGACCCAAGAACCAAUCAGAAGCUGACAGUAGAGGAGGCUUGCGCCACAGGGGUGGUGGAUAUUCGUGACCAAGACAAAUUAUUGGCAGCAGAGGCUGCUGCUGUUGGCUAUAAGGAUCCUACUGCAGCCAAGCCUCUCUCAGUGUUUGAGGCAAUGAAGAAGGGACAUGUUGACAAAAAGACUGCGCUCCGUCUGCUGCAGGCCCAGGAGUCUGCAGGAGGAAUUCUAGAUCCCAAUCUCAGUGUGUUCCUACCUAAAGACACAGCUAUAAAGCGCAACCUUGUGGAUGAAGACCUCUGUCGUGCACUAAGCCGUGGUCCUCAGUCUUACCUUGACCCAGACACAGAACGUGAUGCCAGCUAUGGGGCUUUAAAGAAAAGAUGCAAAACAGAGUCUGAUACAGGCCUCAUGCUUCUGACAAUCACUGAGAGGAAAGACCCUUCAAAACUGAUGUUUGAUGGUGUCCGCAAGCCAGUCUCAGCAGAACAACUGUUUGAUUGUGGGGUCCUGGACAAACCAACAGUUACUCAGCUAAUGAAGGGGGAGAAAACUGUCCCACAGGUGUCAGAGGAUAAAAAGAUUUUUCUAAAGGGGACAGGAUCAAUUGCUGGUGUGGCAGCUGGACCAUCAGGGAAAAUGUCCUUUUCAGAGGCCAAGAAAAUGAUGCUCAUGGCACCAGAAAGUGCAGAUUUGCUAUUGGAAGCUCAGGCUGCCACAGGCCACAUAAUAGAUCCCACAUCCAAUCAGAAGCUGACAGUAGAGGAAGCAUGUGCAAGGGGAGUGGUGGACAACAAGGAUCGAGACAAACUCUUGAAAGCAGAAGCUGCUGCUGUGGGCUACCGGGAGCCCAACACAGCUAAACCUCUUUCAGUGUUUGAGGCCAUGAAGAAGGGACAUGUUGACAAAAAGACUGCGCUCCGUCUGCUGCAGGCCCAGGAGUCUGCAGGAGGAAUUCUAGAUCCUAACAUCAGUGUGUUCCUUCCCAAAGACACAGCUAUAAAGCGUAACCUCAUGGAUGAAGACCUCUGUCGUGCACUAAGCCAUGGUCCUCCGUGUUACCUUGACCCAGACACAGAACGUGAUGCCAGUUAUGGGGAUUUGAAGAAAAGAUGCAAAACAGAGCCUCGCACAGGCCUGAUACUUCUGCCAAUCACUGAGAGGAAAGACCCUUCAAAACUGAUGUUUGAUGGUGUCUGCAAGCCAGUCUCAGCACAGCAGUUGUUUGAAUGUGGGGUCCUUGACAAGCCAACAUUUAACCAACUAGUGAAAGGGGAGAAAACUGUCCCAGAGGUGUCUUUGGAUAAAAAGGUAUUUCUAAAGGGGACCGGGGCAGUUGCUGGUGUUGCAGCUGGACCUUUAAAGAAAAUGUCUUUUACUGAGGCAAAAAAACUGAAAAUCAUGACGUCUAUCAGUGCUGACAUGCUCUUGGAUGCUCAGGCAGCCACAGGCCACAUCAUAGACCCCAGAACUAAUCAGAAGCUGACAGUAAAAGACGCAUGUGCCCGAGGAGUAGUGAAAAAGGAGGAUGAAUCAAGGUUAUGUGCAGCUGAAGCUGCUGCUAUAGGUUACAUGGAACCACAUACUGCCAAGCUUCUCUCCGCUGGCCAGGCCAUGAAGAAAGGAAUAAUAGACAAGGACACAGCUCUACGUGUACUUCAGGCUCAAGUGUCUGUAGGGGGUAUUUUGGACCCUGUUCUUAGUGUCUUCCUACCCAAAGACAUUGCUAAGGAAAGGGAUCUCAUCGAUGAAACCCUAUCCCAUGCCUUGAAUCAGUCUCCGGAGUGUUAUCUGGACCCAGACACCCAACAAACAACUACAUAUGUGUGUCUGAAGAAAAAAUGUAAAGUUGAUCCAAGCACAGGUCUUUUGCUUCUCCCUGAACCUAAAAAGCCAUUAACUGUUCAGGGGAUUAGGGGCCAGGUGUCAGUCACAGAUUUGGUGGAUGCAAACCUGCUGAAACAGUCUGAUGUGGAUCAAUUGAGAGAAGGAAGACUGACAAGCCAAGACAUUGAAGACCGCCUGAGCUCCUACCUGGGGGGCUCCACCUGCAUAGCAGGAGUCUAUGAUGAGGCCAGUGGUAAGGUGCUGCCAGUCUAUCAAGCGAUGAAAGAUGAACUGUUGCCACGUGGAACCACUCUAGAACUGCUUGAGGCCCAGGCUGCCUCAGGUUUUAUAAUGGAUCCUGUCAACAACCUAUACCUGACUGUUAGUGAUGCCUACCAUAGAGGACUGUUUGGGCCAGAGUUUAAGGACAAACUCCUAGAAGCAGAAAUGGCUGUGACUGGUUACAAACUGCCUGGUACAGACAAUAUACUCUCUCUCUUUCAGGCAAUAGAGAGAGGUCUAGUGGAGAGAGGUCAGGGACUUCGUCUACUUGAGGCCCAAAUUGCCAGUGGAGGUAUCAUUGAUCCUAAACAGAGCCAUCGUAUUGAUGUAAACAUAGCCCACAAGAGAGGCUACUUUGAUGAUAAAAUGAACAAGAUCCUGGCUGAUCAGGCUGCUGGUAAAAAAGGUUUCUGUGACCCUAACACAGAGGAAAAUCUAACCUAUCUGGAGCUUAAGAAACGAUGUAUAACAGACAAGAAGACUGGCCUCAUCCUUUUGCCUAUCAAUGAAAAGACAAAACAAAAAUCAACACAGAAAAACACUCUAAGAAAAAGGAGAGUGGUAAUCGUGGACCCAGAGACUAAAAAAGAGAUGACAGUGCGUGAAGCAUUUGACAAAGGGUAUAUUGACCAUGAAACCUUCGUUGAACUGUCCAUGCAGGAGUGUGAGUGGCAAGAGGUCACUAUCACUGCUCCAGAUGGUUCCACACGAAUGGUUUUCAUUGACAAGAAAACUGGAAGAGAGUAUGACAUUACUGAGCUGCUUAAAAAGAAAGUAAUCAGUGAAUCAGUUCUCCAACAGUACCGUACACAAAGCAUCACCCUUACUGCAUUUGCAGAUAUCAUUACCAAUAAGAUUGGACGUGGAUCAUCCUCAUUAUCAUCAUUGCUUUCAUCAUCAUCAGCAAUUCCAAGAUCAUCAGCUGCCACAGGCACUUCUUCAGUGACAUCUACAUCAACGUCAAGACCAUUAAUGUCGUUGGGUACGUCUUCCAUGACAUCAUCAACUACAAAAACAUCAGAAGCCUCAGUUCCAUCUUCGCUGAAAUCAUCAUCAUCAUCAUCAUCAUCAUCAUCAUCAGCUGUGUCAAGACCCUUAUCACCUACCUUUGCCAAGAUGACCACAACAAGAACUACCACGAUCACAGAGCGAGGCUCCGCAAUCAGUAGUGCUGUUCGAGACUCACCUGACUCUUUCAAGCAUAUAUCAAGCAUGUCUGUCACUUUGGCAUCCCCUGAUGAAGCAGUGGGUGAACAGGAACCGGUGGGUGCCAUUUUUGACACAGACAAUGUGGAGAAGAUAUCUAUCACAGAGGCUUUAAAUCGUGAUCUUGUGGAUUCCAUAACUGCCCAGAGACUGCUUGAGGCCCAAGCCUGCACUGGAGGAAUUGUCAAUCCUGCAAAUGGUGAUAGGCUCGGCAUCCAGGAGGCCGCACAAUUGGGCAUAAUACAUGAUGACAUGGUUACUAAGCUCAAACCUGCCCAGAAAGCCUAUAUUGGCUUUGAGGAUGUAAAAACAAGAAAGAAGAUGUCUGCUGCUCAGGCUUUGAAGGAGAUGUGGCUGCCAUAUGAGGCAGGGCAGAGAUUCAUGGAGUUUCAAGUUGUAACAGGAGGGCUUUAUGAUCCAGAAGUAGGUUGCAGAAGAACCAUAGAAGAUGCUUUGAAAAUGGGCUGGCUGGAUGGGAGAGCAGCCCAGAAACUCCAAGAUAUGAAAAACCACCCAAAGCUCCUAACAUGCCCUAAGAGCAAGCUUAAGAUAUCCUACAAAGAGGCCCUGGACAACUGCCUGGUAGAGGAAAGCACUGGGGUGAAAAUGCUCCAGGCAUCAUCUGUUUCUUCCAGAGGAAUCAGCAGUCCAUACAAUGUUGCUUCUGCCCCAGGAUCCACCACAGGUUCCAGGAGUGGCUCACGGCGAAGCUCCCGCAGGGCCAGUUUGGAUCUUGGCUCCCCCACCUCCUCAUCAACUGGUCGCUACAGUCUUACAAACGUCACCAACUUUCCCUUCUAUAAAUAAAACUAAAACAAAAAAAGGUCAUGCACAGACAUAUUUGCAAAUAAAUCACAAUUGGUUAGAAUAUUUUCAAUGCUCAAAAAAGAUUAGUGGAAAAUGUGCGUGUUUGUGCAGAGUAAUGUUCUAAAUUCUUGCAUAGUUUUAGAUUUAAGCUUAGGUGUUGUUGUGCUUAAAAAUGCUACAGUUCAAAUAAUCAGAAUAAUGAACACUACCAGGAUAUUGUUUUGAAAAUGGACAAAAAGACUAAAGGCAGGCGUGUUAAGGUGUUUGGAUUGAAGAUAAAGUUUAUGUUAAUGUAGCUGUUAGUAACCCAGAAUGGGCUUUGACAUGAUUACCAUAUUAUUUGUAUGCAUACACAUACUUUAAUUUUUAACAAAACAAAGACAACAAAAAUGUACUUUCUUGAUGCUUUUAAUAGAUAACAUAAUGGUACUUACAAAUACCUGACAUCAAAAAUAUGUUACCUGCCUGUUUUUUGUGGGGAGGGAUGCUAAAUUGGGUUGCAUUUAUGGGCUUUACUGCUGUUUUUUCCUCAAUCAGAUAAGCAUUGGUUUGCUACUGUUUAGUGCUUCCAGUUUUGUAACAGUUUUGCUACUCUCUCAAAAUAAAACCUGAGUCUUUUGCUCAUGUGUA